GCCGGGCCGCCAGUCGCCUCAGGCUCGGGGCAUCCGCAACAAGUGGCCGCCGCUUCCUCCCCAGGGAAGCCGUGGGCGCGCAGGGGCGCCCCAAGGAGGCGGCCGAGCCCGGCAGCCCGGGCGCCCGCGCGGCUCAGCGCCCACCUCAGGAGCUCGGUGGGCGGAUGGGGACCCGGUGGCGGCGGCGCGGCGAGCCUCUGGGCGGCCCCCGGGCGCGGGCUCACGGUGGCGCUGCGCCCGCCGGCCCCGAACGCGGAUUCUAAGCGGCGGGGCCCCGCCCGGAGCCCUCGGGGGGUGGGGUGCCAGGAGUGGGGACCGAGCGCCACCUCCCACCGGAGUGCAGGAGCCGAGCCCGGCCCGGGAGCCGAGGGCUAUGCGCAGCUAACGGUCCCGUCGAGCGGGCUUUCCAGUGGCCAAGCGCGCAGGAGGUGCGCCCCAGCUAUGCAGUGUCCAGGGAGACGGCGGGCAUGACGGCGACAGGAUGGGCGCGAACAAUGGCAAACAGUACGGCAGUGAGGGCAAAGGCAGCUCAAGCAUCUCAUCUGAUGUGAGUUCAAGCACAGAGCACACGCCGACCAGAGCCCAGAAGAAUGUGGCUACCAGCGAAGACUCCGACCUGAGCAUGCGCACCCUGAGCACGCCCAGCCCAGCCCUGAUCUGUCCCCCGACUCUGCCAGGAUUUCAGAAUGGAAGAGGCUCGUCCACGUCCUCCUCCUCCGUCACCGGGGAGACGGUGGCCAUGGUCCACUCCCCGCCACCGACCCGCCUCACGCACCCGCUCAUCCGGCUGGCGUCGCGGCCGCAGAAAGAGCAGGCCAGCAUCGACCGGCUCCCCGACCAGUGCAUGGUGCUGGUGUUCUCCUUCCUGCCCACCAACCAGCUGUGCCGCUGUGCGCGCGUGUGCCGCCGCUGGUACAACCUGGCCUGGGACCCACGCCUCUGGAGGACUAUCCGCCUGACGGGUGAGACCAUCCACGUGGACCGCGCCCUCAAAGUGCUGACCCGCAGGCUCUGCCAGGACACGCCCAACGUCUGCCUCAUGCUGGAGACCGUGACCGUGAGCGGCUGCAAGCGGCUCACAGAUCGCGGCCUUUACACCAUCGCUCAGUGCUGCCCCGAACUGAGGCGCCUCGAAGUCUCAGGCUGUUACAACAUCUCCAACGAAGCAGUCUUCGACGUGGUGUCCCUCUGCCCCAAUCUGGAGCACCUGGACGUGUCAGGGUGCUCCAAGGUGACCUGCAUCAGCUUGACGCGGGAGGCCUCCAUUAAACUGUCCCCCUUGCAUGGUAAACAGAUUUCCAUUCGCUACCUGGACAUGACGGACUGCUUCGUGCUGGAGGAUGAGGGCCUGCACACCAUCGCUGCGCACUGCACGCAGCUUACGCACCUGUACCUGCGCCGCUGCGUGCGCCUCACCGACGAGGGGCUCCGCUACCUGGUGAUCUACUGCACCUCCAUAAAGGAGCUGAGCGUCAGUGACUGCCGCUUCGUCAGCGACUUCGGUCUGCGGGAGAUCGCCAAGCUGGAGUCCCGCCUGCGGUACCUCAGCAUCGCCCACUGUGGUCGGGUCACCGACGUGGGCAUCCGCUACGUGGCCAAGUACUGCAGCAAGUUGCGCUACCUCAAUGCGAGGGGCUGCGAGGGCAUCACGGACCACGGCGUGGAGUACCUAGCCAAGAACUGCACGAAACUCAAGUCUCUGGACAUCGGCAAAUGCCCUUUGGUCUCCGACACGGGCCUGGAAUGUCUGGCCCUGAACUGCUUCAACCUCAAGCGGCUCAGCCUCAAGUCCUGCGAGAGCAUCACUGGCCAGGGCUUGCAGAUCGUGGCCGCCAACUGCUUUGACCUCCAGAUGCUCAACGUCCAGGACUGCGAGGUGUCCGUGGAGGCCCUGCGGUUUGUCAAACGCCACUGCAAGCGCUGUGUCAUUGAGCACACCAACCCUGCCUUUUUCUGAAGGGACAGCUUCCUUCUCAUGUUCUGUUCAUUCCAAUGUGACCCCCAGCAAAAUGUUUGUGAAAAGCAGCCUGUGUAAGUUCCAACACCACUGGAAACACUCUUCCAGGAAGGCACUUAGCAAUCUGUGUUUCCCACUUUCUCACGGGUAUCAGAGGUCCCCCAAAGAAAAAAGCUUGGGAGAGGGAGACAGAUUUCGGUUACAGCCAACAGUGUUUUGAGUCAGAUCAACUUUCAGGUAGUGUCUGUUGUCAUCAACAAUACAUCUUGGCAGGCCAACCGCAGGGUCUUUGGGAAUACCCCUUAC
Ochotona curzoniae (black-lipped pika) is the source of this 2263-nucleotide messenger RNA. RefSeq names its product F-box and leucine rich repeat protein 7 (gene FBXL7). Lineage: Eukaryota; Metazoa; Chordata; Mammalia; Lagomorpha; Ochotonidae. Gene Ontology annotation, biological process: SCF-dependent proteasomal ubiquitin-dependent protein catabolic process. The coding region runs from base 482 to 1957 and encodes 491 amino acids. Gene Ontology annotation, molecular function: protein binding. The record is from RefSeq and is a predicted model, not a curated record. Gene Ontology annotation, cellular component: SCF ubiquitin ligase complex. The transcript has 4 exons.